This is a messenger RNA of Malania oleifera, 1992 nucleotides long. RefSeq names its product lysine-specific demethylase JMJ13-like. Gene Ontology annotation, molecular function: histone demethylase activity. Lineage: Eukaryota; Viridiplantae; Streptophyta; Magnoliopsida; Santalales; Ximeniaceae. Gene Ontology annotation, cellular component: nucleus. Gene Ontology annotation, biological process: chromatin remodeling. The coding region runs from base 1 to 1992 and encodes 663 amino acids. The transcript is spliced from 9 exons. The record is from RefSeq and is a predicted model, not a curated record.
AUGGGCAUUGUUAAGGCCUCAAAUGCAAUUGCAUCUUGCAAAAUGAGAGGAAGCAAUAAGAAUAAUUCAUUUUCUUUAUCAAGCCGUUCUUCAACCAUAUUAGAUGUCUCCACAAAGAGCAAAGUGGAUCAGUUUAACACAGCUGGUUUAGAAUGGAUUGACAAAAUUCCAGAUUGUCCUGUAUUCCAUCCAUCAAAGGAGGAGUUUGAGGAUCCUUUAGCAUAUCUGUGGAAAAUUGCUCCAGAAGCUUCAAAAUAUGGAAUUUGUAAGAUUGUUUCUCCUUUGAAUGCUUCCAUACCACCUGGAAUUGUAUUAAUGAAAGAAAAGAAGGGUUUUAAAUUUACAACUAGUGUGCAACCUCUUCGGCUUGCAGAGUGGGACAUGGAUGACAAGGUCACAUUCUCUGUGAGUGGAAGAAAUUACAAACUGAGAGAUUUUGAGAAGAAGGCAAACAAGGUGUUUACUCGCAGAUACUGUUCUUCUGGAUCUCUUCCUUCCACAUACUUGGAAAAGGAAUUUUGGAAUGACAUUGCUUCUGGAAAGAAAGGAACAGUUGAAUAUGCUAUCAAUGUUGAUGGCAGUGCUUUUUCAUGUGAUCCUAAUGAUCAGAUUGGAAAAAGCCAAUGGAACUUGAAGGCUCUUCCACGGCUGCCAAAAUCCACACUGCGUUUGCUGGAAAAUGUGAUUCCGGGUGUAACAGAUCCCAUGCUUUACAUUGGAAUGCUAUUCAGUAUGUUCGCGUGGCAUGUGGAGGAUCAUUUUUUGUACAGCAUUAACUAUCAUCAUUGUGGUGCGAUUAAGACUUGGUAUGGGAUUCCCGGUCAUGCAGCUCUGGCAUUCGAAAAGGUAGCCAUGGAUCAUGUAUAUUCUUCUGAUAUUCUCUCAGUUGAAGGGGAGGAUGGAGCUUUUCAUUUGUUGGCAGAGAAAACGACGAUGUUUCCUCCAAAGAUUUUGCUACAACAUGAUGUGCCUGUCUACAGGGCUUCACAAAUGCCGGGUGACUUUGUUAUCUCUUUUCCAAGGGCAUACCAUGCAGGAUUCAGUCAUGGCUUUAAUUUUGGUGAGGCAGUAAACUUUGCAAUUGGUGAUUGGUUUCCAUUUGGGGCAGCAGCUAGCGAACGUUAUGCACUUCUCCACAUGGUUCCAGUUCUUCCUUAUGAGGAACUUCUUUGUAAAGAAGCAAUGCUUCUUGACAAGUUUUCAAAACAUGAAGUUUUAGAUCAGUCAACUACAGAAUUGGCAUCUUAUCAUAGCAUUAAAGAUUCUUUCAUACACCUAAUACGAUCCCAUCAUCAUGCUCGCCAGUCUUUAAUUGACUCAAGAGAUUUUUUGAGUGUCUCUGCUUAUUCUCAAGGAACUAUAUUAUGCAGCCUCUGCAAACGUGACUGUUUCGUGGCACACAUUAAUUGCAGUUGCAACUUCCAUCCUGCUUGCCUUUUCCAUGAGAAUGGGUCGCUUGACUUUCCAUGUGGGAGCAACUAUGUUCUUUUCCUAAGGGAAAACAUAACAAAGAUGGAAGAUGUGGCCCGGAAGUUUGAGCAGGAAAGAGAAAUAUUGCAUGAUGUUCGGCAACAGAUGGCAUGUAUAGAUAGCAAGCGCAUGCAGCUAACAGAGAUCCCUUCUGUUGAAAAUGGGCAUACUCCAUACAGUGACAGCAAGUGUGAAGCAAACCCUGAAUUUCAAAAAGAGAACAGAACUGUGAAGAAUGCAAUGGAUUUGAAGCUUUCAGAACUGCAGGACAUUAAGCAACCAAGCAAGCUUUGCCCUGAACGAAGGAAUGGUGGAGGAACCAUUACAACUGCCAAAAAGACUGCGUUGAUGAAGCUAAGAGAAAGACGGAAUGCUGAUAUUGGUGCUGGAAAGACUCUGAAGAGUGAGGUGGAGCAUCAUGAGAUGAGAGAACCAUUAAUUUCUUGGAAUGGAAAAAGAGCAAGAAGGAACCGUAAACUGCAAAAUACAGCAAAUAAAUCCAGAAGUUUUGUCCCUGUAUAG